UUGAACCGGGAACCUGAAACUCGCACCAAAGUGGUUUGUCAGAUCAAGGAUCAGAAGUUUGAAGGCUAUGGGUCGAGCAAGAAGUUGGCGAAGCUGGCGGCGGCGCGCAUAGCGCUGGGCGAGCUGCACGCGGUGCCGCCGCGCGCCCAUAGCCUGCCCAGCUCGCCCUGCGCGCCGGAGCCGUCGCAGCUGCUGGCCCACCACGUGGCCAGAUUAGUAAAUGAUAAAUUCAACGAGCUGAUGCGCAGUGACCUGGUGCACUCCAAGCGAAAAGUGCUCGCCGGCAUUGUGAUUACCAUCAACCACAGCAUGGAAGGUGCUAGGGUAAUAGCUGUGACUACUGGCACCAAGUGUGUAUCUGGAGAAUAUAUGUCAAUAAUGGGAAUGGCCGUGAACGACUGCUAUGCAGUGGUGGCAGCCCGUCGCUGUCUGCAGAGGCAUCUUUACGCUCAGCUUCUGAUGUAUGCGUCUUCAUCGGAUCCCCGGAAGCCGAUACCGCACUCAGACCUGGAGCCAUUGCCUGACGGCGGGUACCAGCUGAAACCUGACCGUCAGUUACAUCUGUACGUCAGCACGGCGCCUUGUGGAACGAGUCAGAGCCGGAUGAACACCCAAACAGGCUCGCCCGUGGCCAGUUGA
Molecule: messenger RNA, 639 nt
Organism: Parnassius apollo (apollo)
Lineage: Eukaryota; Metazoa; Arthropoda; Insecta; Lepidoptera; Papilionidae
Source: the annotation of a GenBank genome assembly